Messenger RNA from Mizuhopecten yessoensis (Yesso scallop), 6569 nucleotides. Its product is annotated as SH3 domain-containing RING finger protein 3-like. The transcript has 13 exons. Gene Ontology annotation, biological process: positive regulation of JNK cascade; positive regulation of proteasomal ubiquitin-dependent protein catabolic process; protein ubiquitination. The coding region runs from base 350 to 2947 and encodes 865 amino acids. Gene Ontology annotation, molecular function: protein binding; ubiquitin protein ligase activity. The record is from RefSeq and is a predicted model, not a curated record. Lineage: Eukaryota; Metazoa; Mollusca; Bivalvia; Pectinida; Pectinidae.
AGAUGGCGAUGUUGACACAGAACUGCAUAUCAACUUGAAAUUCCAGAAAUUGUAACUAUUCUGACGGCACCUAUCAGCCGAAAAGUUCACGAAAGUGAUUUAUUUUUAAUACAACAAUACGAACGGGGUGCUUGUCACCGUCAGACAAAACUGACUUGACACGAUUUAUCAUUUGAAACAUGAUUAUUCACUUGUCAUUGACUUUGAAAUGAAAUGAGAUGACAUCAUCAUUUCGUUGACUAUUUUCAGUAUCACUGAGUAUGACUGUUAGGAACACAGAAAUGGAAUGAUGUAGCUCAUUGUUCGGGAUCGUGUUUUGGUAUGUCUGGCAUCACACCUGGUUGUAAUUAUGGACGAACAGUCGUUGAAUGAAUUGUUGGAAUGUUCUGUCUGUCUGGAGAGACUUGAUGGGACCAGCAAGGUGCUUCCUUGCCAACACACGUUCUGUAGGAGAUGUUUGGACGAGAUUUUCAGCACAAAACAUGAACUACGGUGUCCAGAGUGUAGAACUCUUGUUGAAAUACGCGUUGAAGAACUACCACUCAAUAUUCUUCUAGUAAGGUUACUUGAGGGAAUCAAAACUAAACAGGUAACCGAGAGGACUUACUCUCCCGAUUCAGGAAAACAAGAAAUCCUUCAAAGCACAGCACAUGGAAGUCGAUCUUCAAGACAGUCACCAAGCAACAGCCAUGCAUGUGCCAAAGCUUUGUAUAACUACGAAGGAAAGGACCAAGGAGAUUUGUCCUUUCGGAAAGGUGACAUGAUUCUACUUCGGAAAAAGGUAGAUGAAAACUGGUUUCAUGGGGAACUUGGUAAUCAGCAUGGCUUCUUUCCAGCUAGCUAUGUACAGGUUGUCAUCCCGUUACCUGUCACUACGCCCCAGUGUAAGGCCUUGUUUGACUUUGAGGUGAAUGAUUCAGAAAAAGACUGCUUAGCAUUUAAAAAGGAAGAAUACUUGACUGUGAUAAAAAGAGUGGAUGAUAACUGGGUGGAAGGGAAGAAAGGGGAGAAAAUUGGCAUCUUCCCCAUCUCCUUUGUGGAGAUGAAUGAUGCUGCCAAAUCAUUAAUCAACUAUAAAGCAAAAGUACCUAUGCAUGCAUCAAGAACUCCAACCAAUGGGGACAGGUCAAAUGGGGAGCGAGUCCCUGCGGCCCCUCCCCCUGGUUUCAAUAAAAACACUUCACAAAGGGUAGCUCCCAUUCCAAAACAAAAACGACACUCGUUCCAUGCUUCAUCCCGCCAUCGGUCACAUUCUAGUCACGAACAGCGUCAUAGAAGAUCUUUAGAUAUCAGCAGUAACAUUGCUGGAAAUCUGAUUAUACCUGGCUCUACUCCUCGCUCCAUGUCACCCCCGCCCCUCCCCAUCUAUAACCAGGAGUCUCACGAGGGAGCUGCUGCUGGCAAAAGUUCCUCAUCCAACAGUUCAACACAGGAUGUUAAAGUUGCUGGUGCUGAUGGCACAUCAUCAAAUACUCAGAAAGGGUCACCACAUGAUGGGCUUAAGGCACCACCAGGCAUUAAUUCAGCCAUACAUGUGGCGUUGUACAACUACAAGCCUACCAAGGAAGAUGAAGUGGAGCUGAAGAAAGGAGAUUACUACACAGUGUCGGACAAGUGUCAGGAUGGCUGGUUCAGGGGCCAGUGUCUAAAGUCUGGUCGUACGGGGGUAUUCCCCGGUAACUACGUCCAGACCGUCAGACACCAGAGUGCUUUUCGUGCUGUUGGAAAUUCCAAUGUGUUGAAUAUACGAGCGAAGCCACAAGUUAUAUCAGCCCCAUCAACAACCACAGCUGCUGCCCCAACUUCAUCUGUCCCACCGUGCGCCUCCACAGCCUCAGCAGCUGGGGUCACACCUGUGUCUGGGUCACCACAACUCGACGCAAGGCGCAGUCGAUCACCCACGCGUAAUUCUGUGACUCCCCCUAGAGCCACGUCGUCGCCCCAGCCAACCAGCAGUCGUGCCAAAUUACCAUCUCCACCAUCAUCUGUCAUAGUUUCCACUUCCUCCUCCUCAUCACCGUCCUCUGUGUCAGUUUUGUCCAGCUCCAAAUCCAGCCAGACGACAACGUCAUCCUCAUCUGUGUCGUCGCGGUCUGUUACUCACUCAUCUGACAGUCGUACAGUACCCACUGGUGCUAAUGCUCAGGUAUUCCACUCAUCGCACAAAUCCUCAAGUCACUCAUCACACAGGUUAGAUCGUUCCAGCUCUGCCCACAAAUCAUCGUCGUCUAGCACUGCUGCCAGUCACCAACAUGUACCCAAGCCUGGCUCUGUCGGCAUGACAAAUUACCAUUCUCAGCGGUCUGGCACCUCCACUAAUCACCAAGGACCAGCAUUCCUGUCACCCGAGUUAUUAGCCAUGCAGAAAUCAAUGGCUACCAGUGCUAACAUCACACCACCCAAUGUUGUCAUAGGGCCAUCUGGGGACGGACCCAUUGCAGCUCUUCAACCUUCCAAAGACAAAAAGGAGAAGCGAGACAAGGAGAAAAUCAGUCUUGUGAAACGUUUGACCUCUGGGAAGAGUAGAAAAUCCAAGUCAACAGCAGUAGAGGAUGCGGGAUCAGCGGCCGCUGCAGCCUCCGGAGCAGCAAGCUCCCUUGUGUUGGAAAACAAUAACACUAUUUCCCAUGUACGGUCAGGCUCGUGUCCCUCGGACACCUCCAGUCUGUUGUCAGUUGAGACCCCUUUACAUGUAAAGACUGGCUCGUUUGACUCAUCUGUCGCCCCUCCACAGCCAUCCAAACCAAAGAGACCAAACCCUCCCCUCAGGGAAAAGUGUAGAUGUGUUGUACCAUACCCUCCUCAAAGUGACAUUGAACUAGAGCUUAAGAUCGGAGACAUUGUUAACGUCCACAAGAAACGUGAUGAUGGAUGGUACAAAGGUACUCAGCAGAGGACAGGGAAGACCGGAUUGUUCCCAGGAAAUUUUGUUGAGAAGUGCGUCUAAAUUAUUCUUCACCAAAGAAAUGAUACUCGAACAAAGCCAGACAACCCAUCUCAAUUUAGUGCUAAGAUUUCAAGGUAAAACCUUAAUGUCUGUUAUAAUGAAUUUAAAUGAGAAUGAUAUUCUAGUAAAUCUUGUGUGAAACUUCAUAUGAUGAAUUUACACUAUUUAGACAAAGUUCUAUGCAAUACUUAGCUCAAGCAAAGCCAAAAUAACGUCUGAAACCAUUGAGUUAAAGAAUGCUGUAUGUCCUAACAAGAGCAUAUACACCUUAACCCUAUCACCCCUAAGUAACUUGAGUCGACUCUAUCAUACAUUCAUAUGGAUGAGUCCAUUAUGGUCUACAGUGGUGAAAGGGCUAGUGAGGAUGCUCCCCGUACAAGUCUGUCUAGUGAUUUUAAUAUUUACCAAAAGGCGUUCAAAAAUGUUUAUCUUGUCUUUGAAUUAGAAAUUAUCAACAAAUUAACAAAAAAUAAUUUUGUUAAUGUCAAAAAUAAAUUUGUUUUGGACAAACUUUUACUCUGUAGAGUGGUUUGACUGCAGUCAGUGGAAUCAAGUUCUUUCAUGAUCUUUUCCAUAGUUGUAGAGAGAGAUACAGAUGACAGUGAAACAAGGAAAUACCGUACAAUUUCACAAGAAAAGACAUAUCGAUUAAUACUUUGAAUCACAAAUGGAUGGAAAUACAUCUUAGGCUAUUCCAUAAUUUAUUGUUAUAAGGCGGAUGUGGGAGGCACUUGUAUUCAUAUAUUAUGGUUGGUGGGGUUAAAUCCAGGGCCUAGCUGUAUUCAUGAAACCCUUCUCAUGCUUAAACUGAGAUUCUGUGCUCAAGCCCAUUAUCUUGUUCUGGUGAUAAAUUUAGGAACACAACAUUUUGUUAAGAAUUUAGAAAAAAUCUUGAAGUGACUUCAAACAGAAUAUUGUUUAAAAUGACUUAUUGACCUUAUCACAUGAUUUAUGUUCGUUUAAAGAAAGUUGCCUUGAGGACAGAAUCCAUGCUUGGGCACGAGAACGCUUUCAUGAAAACCGGCCCAGAUGAGCCUUAUGUUCCUAAUAUCACUUUUAAGAUUUUAUGGGUUAUGGUAGCUGGAAUAGUGCCUAGCUAAAAAAAAAAAUCUUUAAUAUUGUAACGCCAUUUGUCAACUAUUCAGUCCAUGCCUGAAGCUCUUGUUAGGACAUAUAGUACUGUUUAUUAACAAUAUAUGCCAGAACUUAAUUAACAGGACUCAAAUUUCAACUAGUCCUUGAGCAUAAUUUUUGAAUAAAUUAUUAUAAUGAUGUUUAUUGAAUUGAGAGGAAGAGGUCACUAUAGAAUCUUGAAAUGUUUUUGCAGAAGAAAGCACAAAAUUGAUUUCGGCCAGUGUAUAUUGUCAUUUUGUUCAGGAGAAACCACUGAAAAUAUUUCAUUAGUUCUUGAUACAAAGGAAGGAAAGUUCUUGUUUAUAUAUAUUUGAAGUAAAAAAUUGGCUAAAUGAAAAUUAAUAGUGAAUGUUUAGCAUGACUAGUUGUAUAACUGGCACUAGCAAGUGAAUGAAACGAAGAAAUGAAAGUCCACCAGUCUAUUUGAAAACAAUUUUGAAGAAAGCUUUUAUGAUUGCAAAAAAAAAAAACACUGUAAAACUGCCAUUUAGAAGUUGACAGCUCCGAACAAUAAACCCACCAUACUCAAAACUGCAAGAUAUAUAUCAUUGUAAGUAAUUUUUUGAAAUUUUAUUCUUUUCCAAGCUUGUGUUGUGUACUGGUUUAAAUAUAAUCUCAUAAUGUUAAAGAAUCACAGAUAUUUCACAGAUUAUUCCUGUGACAGUGAAAUGGUGCAUAUGUUGACAUUGAUUAAUGAAUUGGCUGAUAGUUUGAAUAAAUGUUGUUUGUAAGAAGAUGAACAGGGCUUUCAUGUGUAAUACAAGUAUGGAGAAGUGUAACUUAUCAGUUGAAUGUACAAGAUUUACUCUCUCUUUUUUGCAACACAAAUAUUUUAUUUUAUUAAAGUUCAGAAGUACAAAAUAAUGGUACAUCAGAAAUAUUAAGUUUGGUAGUCUUACAUUUGAUAUAACAUACAUUGUAUAUCUGUUUCUAAAAAGUAAUUGGAAUGGCUCAAAGAAAUAUUGAAUAAAUCAAAAAGAUAUAUAUUCUGAAUUAUAAGGACUUGGCAAAGACAUAUUGAAAAUUAUAAUCUUUUAAGGGUCUGAAACAUAAAAAAUGUGUAAUAUAUUUACAGUUCUCGUCGAUAAAGAUAAAAACAACUUAAUUUUAAGAUACCUGUAAUUCUGAAAAUCAUUAUGGCCAUCAGGUAUUGUUCACAUGGCUUUAUGGUCAACAUUAUUAAUUAAUCAGUUCCAAUCAAAAACAUACCUCUUGCAUAAUCAUAUAAUAUACCCAUGUUAUAUGUACACACAUCCAAUCAACGUCUCAGAUUCUACUUGGCAGCAAGCACUCUGUUUAAGACGCUAUUUAACUAACAGUAAUACCUCAACAUUCGUUUUCAUCUUUCCAGCGGCUCCUUUUUUAUAUUUAAUUAUAUUUAGGGAUUGAAAGAUAACACUUCAUGCCAGCAGCUUUGAAGAUGUCGUGUUUACUUCGAAAUCAUACGUACUCAUGAUAUACGCCGACAAGUAUUACACGUCCAUGUAACGAGGAUCCCGAGUGGACCUAAGUAGUACAUGUAUCUGUGUAAUACGUGGAUGUUAUCAACACAAGUCCACUGAUUCCUAAAACAAACAUGGAAACUCUAUUAACAAUCAUAAACAAUCACUAUGCAAUUUUAUUUAGGGAAAAAAAGUAAACAUUGAUCAUGUACACGAUAUUUAUUUAAGUACUCGGUGAUGGAUCCAAAGACUGAUCUGACAGGUGGGGUUUCUAUUUAUGGGUGGUGAGAUUAUAAAUUAGAAAAUGUAUAUAAAUCAAACUGAUCUACCGCUGGUAUCAAUAAAUGACAAUACUAGUUUACUGAAUUAAACAUUGCCACAAAGAUUCAAGUUUCUAGUAUACAUUGUAAUGAGUGCAUAUUGAACGUGACAGUGUUAAAAUAACGCUUCAAUUUAUAGAUGGUAUUAAGACAACAUGUUCAAUCAGUAAAUUCAAGAUAUAUUUGUCUUGUGGUAUUGUGGUUAGACAUAUGUGUAUCUCCAGCAGAUCUUGACAGCUCUGAUCUUGAUACAGUCUAUGACCUGCUUCAAUAACUUAAUUACAUAUUUAUUAUACUAAGUCAAAUGUUUUUUAUUUAUUUUUUCAAAUACACCUGGUUUAAAAAUUAAGGUUAGGUGUAUCAUGGUUUCUCUUGAGAGUCUUAUUGAACGGCAGAAUGUUCAUGUUUAAAGUUCAAUAAUUAGGAAAAUAUCAUUGAUUUAGUUUCUGUUCAUCCAUUAUUAAGACUCUAAAGCUUGUUAUAUCGAAGUCCAUAUUUACACGUUCCCCAAGUAAUGUCAGUAGAAAUCAGUUAGGUGUUCUAUAUUUCUGUUGCCAUGCAUAUUUCAAAACUUAAUCACUACUAUCUCUAUGUCAGGAGAUAUCAUGUGUGGCUACAUGUAUUUGUCUCAACGUUCACUGCCUCUCCCAAUGUUUUGUUUUAGAAAUCCAAUAUAUGAUUUUCAAAAUGCUAACUUAUAAUUACCAUAUAUUUUUUGUUUUGUCU